AUGCCUCGCAGAAAAGGGAAGCAUUUUGACGUCGCUGCGUAUAUGGCCGAAAGUCGCAAGGAGAAAGCCAAACUAAUAGAAGCGACCCUCGCUAGGGAAAAGAAAGUGGAUGCUCUGAGAAAGAGGCUAGAUCGUCUUGAUAAGAAGGUAGCAGGUUAUGUAGAAGAGAUAGAAGAUAAGGAAGGAAUUAGGGCAGAAUUGAAAAGUGGUGAGGCAAUCGGUAGCUAUAGAAAGAAAGUUAAGGAUAGGAAGGCAGGUUUUUUAAGUGAGAAGGCAGUUAGAAUGAGAAGGAAGAAUCCAACUACAGGCACGCAUGGAAAUCUUAGUCAAUCCACCUUAAGGCAAAGAUGUCAGGAGACAAUGACCGCAGCACUAGAAAUUCAUGGGGCAACACAAGAAAACAAAUGUCCAGCGACUGUUGGUUUAUUGGAGGCAAUUGAUGCAAGAUCAAGUGUGAAGGAUAUAACAGAAGCAAUGAGUAGUGGUAGUGGUAGGAAGUUUAGAAAUAAGAUUUUUCCAAAGGUAUAUAAGCAAGAUCUUAGCAAAUUUGAAAGCUCAACUGAAAAUAUGUUAAGAUCUAUUGCUCUUUAUUAUAGUAAAGGCGUUAUGGGUAAAGUUAAGUAUAGGUCUGUUUGUAAAGCGCUUGCGUAUAAGUGUUUGGUUCCCAGGAAGAAGGCUGUUCGUAUUGAGGUCUCCAACUGCCCUAUUCCCAAGCUUGCCCCUUACCAGAAACUAAUGUCUUACAUUAAAUCUAUAGACAUAGGUAAGUUGUACAGUGUUAGGGAUACGCUUUGUGAAGAUUUGGAUGACCAAGACAAAGUCAAUGGCUGCUACCGAAACCUGGAGGAACUUUUGUUGAAACUGGCUGAGUUUUAUUUGUGCAAUGAUUUCUAUGAAAUCCUUACUUUUGGUGCUGAGCCUUAUACCUUUUAUGUCGCUCUAGGUGGAGAUGGUGCUCCCUUCGGGAAAAAUGACAACUCAUGUUCUUGGCUGGUCAGCAUAUUGAAUAUUGGAAAGGGAGUUUUAAGUAGCAAUUUUUUAUUGUUUGGUGCAAACUGCAAUGAAAAUUGUGUGCCGGUGAUGAGAUUUAUAGCUCGUUUAAUUACAGAUAUCAGACGAAUUGAGAGCACCACAUACACAUUAGCAUAUAAGGGCUCUCCUAUUAAUGUGAAAUUUUACAUUUCAGAACUACCAAAUGACAUGAAGAUGUUGGCAUUUCUUGGUGGUGAGCUAAGUAAUAGUGCAAAAUAUUAUUCUUCAUUUGCAGAUGUGUCUACUGAUACCCACAAGGACUUGAAUGGAAGCUUUGGAAAGGAUAAACUGUGUACAUGGAAGCCUUGGAAGUAUUCACAGAGAUUGGAAGUUGUAGCUGCAGUUGAAAAACUGAAGAAAAAGGUAAGUGCACAGAAUAUCUCUGAGGCAACCAAAAGGUCAAAAGUUACUAAGUUUAUAGCUGAAAAGAAGAGCAGGCAAGAAUUUGUUCCACUCAUUGGUAAGCUCAUAGAUCGAGCACAUGUGGAUCCUCUGCAUCUGAAGAAUAAUCUUUGUGCCUUAGUUCAUCGCCACCUCCUUAACAAGGCUAUUUCAAUGUCAAAGCUUCCCGAUUCUGCAACAUCAUUUAACCGUGUUUCCCAGCAGUCUCCCUUUUUUAGAUUUGUUUGCGCAUUAAGAUCAAAGUGUUCACUUUCUAGAUUAGCUAAGAAAGUUCAAAAAUGGUUCAACGAAACUGGUGGGAAGGGAAAAGAUUUUGAUUAUAGGUUUACGGGUAAAGAUUCCAGGUUAUUUUUGCACAAUCUUAUGUUCUUAAUUGAUAUUCUAGAGCAGGUUGCAACAGGUAUGGGCAAAAAAGUUCUUCACAUUCAUGCUUACCUUUGCCUUUGCUUGCGUGAUUGCGUUUCUUUACUUAGCAGGGUCACUAUAUCUGACGAGGAGGUAAGUAGACUGGAAGAACGUUGCGCUUCUUUUUAUCGCGGAUAUAACCUGUUUUUCAACAUCAACAGCACUAUUUGGACACUAGGCCAUAUUGUUCCUUCUCACACAAAAGACAUGAAGGGUAAGUAUGGAUUUGGACUUGGUCUAAACUCGAUGGAAGGUAGGGAAGCGAAGCAUAUUGCUAUUGCAACAUAUGCCCGAAAUACCGUGUAUCAACACCGAUGGGAGCAAAUAUUUCUUCAUGAAUAUAUUUCUCUCAUUUGGUUGCGGGAGAAAGGUUACCGUACUAACACUAUUUCCCAUUCAAAACUUUCUUAUGUUCCUAAGCACGUCAAAAAGGAUGGAUAUUGCUCUUGUGGUUUGAAUAAGUUGGAAACUGAUACGGAAUGCCGAUUUUGUAGCGACGGUUUGCGGGAUAAAAUUAAGGUUAGUAUUGAAAACGGAAACGUUGUGGUCUAA
Messenger RNA from Dendronephthya gigantea, 2391 nucleotides. RefSeq lists its product as uncharacterized. Bases 1 to 2391 code for a protein of 796 amino acids. The record is from RefSeq and is a predicted model, not a curated record. The transcript is spliced from 2 exons. Lineage: Eukaryota; Metazoa; Cnidaria; Anthozoa; Malacalcyonacea; Nephtheidae.